Molecule: messenger RNA, 420 nt
Organism: Recurvomyces mirabilis
Lineage: Eukaryota; Fungi; Ascomycota; Dothideomycetes; Mycosphaerellales; Teratosphaeriaceae
Exons: 2
Coding region: 1-420 (139 amino acids)
Source: RefSeq, a predicted model, not a curated record
AUGCGCGCCACAUCAGAGGCAUUCAUCAAAGCCUGGGAGACAUGGUCGAUUGAGCCCGUAAUGGCAAUGCGCGCACCCGAUUGCAAGCAGACCAUGUAUCCAAAGAACGUUGGUUUCGCUGCGAGAACGAACGAGGAGUUCCGGACCUAUUUCAAGAGCCUAGACGGUGUCUUCAGCAAUGCAAGGAUGACCAUAGAUGACUACUUGGCUGUCAACACCGAAAAAAAAGCGGUCGUUCGAUCGACUAUGCGAGCGGAUGCGCCUUGGGGACUGUUUGAGAAUGAGUACGUAUGGUACCUCACCUUCACUGAGGAUGGUCGGCUUAUCACGGAGAUCGUGGAGUUCAUCGACAGCUUAUCGACCCAGGAAGUGCGGGCAAAGCUGCAGAAGUAUCGUGAAAAGACUGGUGAAAGUCAUUGA